Pteronotus mesoamericanus is the source of this 11479-nucleotide messenger RNA. It is a transcript of the gene MKLN1, whose product is annotated as muskelin 1. NCBI's taxonomy places the organism in Eukaryota, Metazoa, Chordata, Mammalia, Chiroptera, Mormoopidae. The transcript has 21 exons. The record is from RefSeq and is a predicted model, not a curated record. Bases 357 to 2501 code for a protein of 714 amino acids. Gene Ontology annotation, molecular function: protein binding. Gene Ontology annotation, cellular component: cytoplasm.
CCUGAUCUCUCCGGUAGCGAAGGGCUGGAGGCAAACACCGAGCUCCCCCAGAGCCGCCCGGGAGCAGGGAGGGCUCCGCUACCCCGGGGGGCCCUCCCCGCGGGGCAGAUGAGUUCAACAUCCAGACUCUCCGAGCUGUGUUCAGGUCACCCAAGCAUUCCAUCCUCUUGACUUUCCAUAAACUGCUGGAUUCAUAACCUGCUCCAUACUUGAGAACAUGCGGAUUGGAAUAAGGUGUGCCCGAUGUGCUGAGAGUGCAGAGGUGAAUCAGAGGAUGCACUGUUAGUGGGGGAGAUGGACAGGGAGAGUGAGAGAAACAUCAACAUGAGAGAAACCAUUGAUCAGUUGCCUCCCAUAUGCACUGUGAUCGGGAAUUGAACCUGCAACCCAGGAACAUUUUAGUGGAUAAACCAAACGACCAAUCUUCAAGGUGGUCUUCAGAGAGCAAUUAUCCUCCCCAGUACUUGGUUCUGAAGCUUGAAAGGCCUGCUAUAGUCCAGAAUAUCACAUUUGGAAAAUAUGAGAAAACGCAUGUCUGUAAUUUGAAGAAAUUUAAAGUCUUUGGUGGAAUGAAUGAAGAAAACAUGACAGAGCUAUUAUCCAGUGGCUUAAAGAAUGAUUAUAACAAAGAAACAUUCACCUUGAAGCAUAAAAUUGAUGAACAGAUGUUUCCUUGUCGAUUCAUUAAAAUAGUUCCACUCUUAUCCUGGGGACCCAGCUUUAACUUUAGCAUCUGGUAUGUUGAACUUAGUGGCAUUGAUGAUCCUGAUGUAGUACAACCUUGUCUCAACUGGUAUAGCAAGUACCGUGAACAGGAAGCCAUUCGCCUUUGCCUAAAACACUUUAGACAACACAACUAUACAGAAGCCUUUGAAUCACUGCAAAAGAAAACGAAGAUUGCCUUGGAACAUCCUAUGUUAACAGAUCUGCAUGAUAAACUGGUGUUGAAGGGUGAUUUUGAUGCUUGCGAAGAGCUGAUUGAAAAAGCUGUGAAUGAUGGCUUGUUCAAUCAGUAUAUCAGUCAACAGGAGUAUAAGCCACGAUGGAGUCAAAUCAUUCCCAAAAGCACCAAAGGUGACGGGGAAGAUAACAGACCAGGAAUGAGAGGAGGUCAUCAGAUGGUUAUUGAUGUUCAAACAGAGACCGUUUAUUUGUUUGGUGGCUGGGAUGGAACACAAGAUCUUGCUGACUUCUGGGCAUACAGUGUGAAGGAGAACCAGUGGACAUGUAUCUCUAGAGACACUGAGAAAGAGAAUGGUCCUAGUGCCAGAUCAUGUCAUAAAAUGUGCAUUGACAUUCAACGAAGGCAAAUCUACACGUUGGGUCGUUAUUUGGAUUCCUCUGUGAGGAACAGCAAAUCUCUGAAAAGUGACUUUUAUCGUUACGACAUUGACACUAACACAUGGAUGUUACUCAGUGAGGAUACAGCUGCUGAUGGAGGGCCGAAAUUGGUGUUUGAUCAUCAGAUGUGUAUGGACUCAGAAAAACAUAUGAUCUACACCUUUGGUGGUAGAAUUUUGACGUGUAAUGGCAGCGUAGAUGACAGCAGAGCCAGUGAACCACAAUUCAGUGGGUUGUUUGCUUUCAACUGUCAGUGUCAAACCUGGAAACUUCUUCGAGAGGACUCUUGUAAUGCUGGGCCUGAAGAUAUCCAGUCUCGGAUAGGACACUGCAUGCUCUUUCACUCAAAAAAUCGUUGCUUAUAUGUAUUUGGUGGCCAGCGAUCGAAGACAUAUUUGAAUGAUUUCUUUAGUUAUGAUGUGGACUCUGAUCAUGUAGACAUAAUAUCAGAUGGCACCAAGAAAGACUCUGGAAUGGUUCCCAUGACAGGAUUCACACAGAGAGCAACCAUUGAUCCAGAACUGAAUGAAAUACAUGUCUUAUCUGGACUCAGCAAAGACAAGGAAAAGAGGGAAGAGAAUGUCAGAAAUUCAUUCUGGAUUUAUGACAUAGUGAGGAAUAGUUGGUCUUGUGUCUAUAAAAAUGAUCAGGCUGCAAAGGAUAAUCCAACUAAAAGUCUUCAGGAGGAAGAACCGUGUCCAAGAUUUGCACAUCAGCUUGUAUAUGAUGAGUUACACAAGGUUCAUUACUUAUUUGGUGGGAAUCCAGGAAAAUCUUGCUCCCCAAAAAUGAGAUUAGAUGACUUCUGGUCACUGAAGUUGUGUAGACCUUCAAAAGAUUACUUACUGAGGCAUUGCAAGUACCUCAUAAGAAAACACAGGUUUGAAGAAAAGGCUCAAAUGGAUCCUCUUAGUGCACUGAAAUACUUACAAAACGAUCUUUAUAUAACUGUGGAUCAUUCAGACCCAGAAGAGACAAAAGAGUUUCAGCUCCUCGCUUCAGCUUUAUUCAAAUCUGCUUCAGAUUUUACAGCUCUAGGCUUUUCGGAUGUGGAUCACACCUAUGCUCAAAGAACUCAGCUCUUUGACAUCUUAGUAAAUUUCUUUCCUGACAGCAUGACUCCUCCUAAAGGCAACCUGGUAGACCUCAUCACGCUGUAACUGAAGAGUCACUGGCCACACAUGGAGAACAGGAGUCUGCUUUCAGUAUUCUGGAUUUCAGCUCUGCUGACCGACACUUAGGCUGCAGUGAUUGAGGACUGCACCGGAAUUUUGAAGGGACCUUCAACCAUCACAAGUUCUAACCCUCUUUCGUCAUACCUGACCUCGACCCCAUUCUCCUCAUCCCAUUCCCCAAUUAGGUUAAUAAUAAAGUGAAAUUGGUGUACUUUCCAUUUAAAUAUAUAUAUUUUUUACUUUAACUUUUAAGAAUUAAUGAUUAUAAAAAAUAAUAAUCAGGUAGUUUACCCUUUCCUGAUUUUUAUUUCAUUUUUAUAAAAUUAGGGCAAGUAAGCACUAUUAACAGACUCAGUGCUACAAGAAUUGGGAUUUUGUUGUUUGGCCUUUCCUCUUCCCAUUUCACUUUACCUUGCAUCACACGACUGCUUGUAAGUGGUGUCACUUGUUUACCUCUUUACUUCAUUCUUAAUAGUAUAUAGUUCUGUAUGGCAAUUGAUGUACGUUAAAGUGAUAUAUAUGUGUCUCUGUUGACUAGAGUCUUGUAUUAACAUUAAGCAACAGAAGAAACAGAAGGCUCAAAUUUACGCUCCUUGUCAUAGAACUAAAAAAUGAAACCCAAGAUUGGUUGAGGCACUUAUCUGAGAUUGGUAUACAAUAUUUCUACAAUGGAUAUUAGAAUAGCUUUGAGUCACAGAAACCUUAAACUGAAAGAGUAUAGUUCAGAACCUUUAAGAGCCCUUGUAAAAGUUAUCAGCAGGAGGAUUCUGGAAGUGAUUGAUAUGUUCAUUGAUAUCUUUGUAGUAAUUUCGGAAGAAAAUGACUUUUUCCUCUGGUAGAACCAUGCAGAACCAAGGUUUCUGUUACUUCCUUGUGCUAUCAAUUUGUAGCAUUUUCAUUUGGGAGGGUGGGUGUCCAGAAUUCUGCUUUUGUUUAUUCACAUAUAUACUGGCUCCCUACAUCUGCUUCUGCAUACUGAUAUUUUAAAGAAUAAUGGUGUCUAGUUGUCCAAAUGAAUACAACUGGCAAGGCAUUUCAUUAAGCACACAGACUGGACUUUUUUAAAUGAAAAAAAAAGAAAAUUAAUGGUGCAAAUAUUUUUUCAUUACAAUCUAAAGAAAGGGAAGGAAAAGGCAGAUUGGUUUUUCCACUUUUUUUGUGGGGUGGUGGAGCUCUAUAUUAUUCCAUGAGGUGCUAUGGAAUGCAAUAUAAGAAACCUACACCUGGCCAGUGCUUACAUCUGCUCAAAAAGCAUGCUGUGUUCAACUGAUACCCACCAUGCUUAAAGCAUACUAAGUAUAAUGAAUAUCCAUCAAUCCAGUGACUCUUAAGAGUAAAUGACUAUGGAAUUCAGUAUGUCCCUGAGUAGCAAGAUAGGUCUCACCAAAGAAAGAGAGAAGUUGACUUGCACUUUUGAGAAGUCUCAUUAUAGGAUUGAGACUUUGUGAUCCAUCUUCACUCUGUAUUACAUAGUUUUACUACUUUUGGGAUGGACAGACAUAUAUUUUCUCUAGUUCUAGUCUUGAAUCUUGGGCUCCUUAGCUUUCAAGCUUUCCAAAGCAAUCAGUAAUGAUUUAUUAAACAAUUAAAUCUGUACCUUGUGAAAAUGUAGUGUAUAAUUUAGUAAAUACCAAAUUGUAUAGUUACAGAAUAACCGAUUGUCUUUACAGGUGAGCAAAUAGAAUUUACUUACAAACUUGUACAGUUUCAUAAAACGAUUCUUCUGAGUGACAGACCAGGACAUAAAAUAUUAGUAUCACUAAUAUGGUAGCCAGUUGAAUCUUGUGAUAACAAAUACAAAUCAAAGAGUUGAUAGGGAAGAACUUGAUAAGAGUUUCUAAAUUUAAAACCUUGAAUUUUGCUUUCUGUGAAUUCUAGCACUUUAAAAACAUUAACCAAAUGAAAUUCUGCCCUCCACCAUAUAUUUUUUUUUUUUGUAGUUGCUUUGUCUUUUUUUAUUUUUUUAUUUUUUUCAUUUAUUUAGAUUCCAUUUUUGGAGGAAACUCAGUUUCUGACCUCAUUGAUUUUUGUUGUUGUUUUUCUUGUUUUAUCUGGAUAGUAGUAGUUGUUUUUGUUUUGUUUUGUUUUAACAGAUGCUUGUUUUAGUUUUAUCUCUUCUCUAUUAGAUGUGGGACUUCAUUUCUGAAUUUCUCUUUCGCUAACAUUUAAAUGCCAUUGAAUCAUAGCAAAUUAUUUAGUGUUGCUUGAGAGACUGUAUUGAGGUGAUUAUUAACUAGGUAAAUCAGAAUUUGCACCUUGGAGCUUUACACUGCUGGUAAUGAUUGUAGGAAAAUGUAGGGCUUCAUUAUAUCCAUGCUCAAGAUUGACACAUUGCUCACAUUUCACAUCCCUGAUUUGAAACCUAUACAUUUAAUGAGGAGUUCCAUUUAUUUCCAGGAAUUCCAGCAGUAUGUUUAAUUUAAAUAAUCUAAUUUAGUAUUUAGAUACAUUUUUUAGAUAGGCAAGUAGCUAUGUUUUGCCAUUUUAAAAUUUUUUCAUUCUACUUUAGUAUCUCUCAGAUUGAAACACCUGGCUUGUGCUAGUUAGUGGAGUACGGUUUGUUCAAUUUCAUUGUCCUUUGCUUCAACUUCAUUCCCAUUUCUUCCACCCCCACCACCUGCCAGUGGAAUAUAUUAUUCUGAAAUAGUAAACUAGAAACAGUUUAUUUAAACUAGAAGUAAACUGCAUCUCUAACAUUUUAAGUUCUUGUACUUCAUGAGAAAUUAUAUGAUUUGCAAGGUACUUCUAAAUGCAUUUGCAUUUUGUGGAAUGACAGAGACCUCAUGUGGACAGCUUGAUUAAUUCAAAUAUAUCAGUGUCUUAUUCAAGCAAAGGGAUUUAAACUUGGGUGCCUAACUGCUCUAAAGCUGACAGUAUUGCCUUUAGCGAGAGCAUCGUUUUAAACCUGGUGUAAACCUGGUUUUCAUUUAUGCUAAAACUGGCCUGUCCAUGUCUAAUAAGUAAAACUGAUAGAGAACAUUACGAAGUUAAUUUCGGCCUGCAGGGCUUAAAGCUCAGUGAUUCAAGAUUGUAAACUAUUCUUGGGUGAAAUGUGUGUAUGGAAUAAAAAUGGUUGCCAGCUUAUCCUCCCAGUGGAUCUUUUCACAUCUGCCUUAAAAGUGCUCUUCAGAACUACAUUUACAGUUUCAUCUAAUAAAAAGUUUUAAAAUCUAACCUACAUCACUUAAUCAUUUAUUGAAAGAUGAAGAAUGAUGCUUAAUUGAUGAAAACACACUUAGAAAGGAGUAUAUUCCUCAUUUUAUUCUCUGAAUUACGCUCAGUUUCAUGGCAAUUACAUGAGCAGUUACUCUGAAAUUCUUACCACUAAAUGAAAUUCACUGGGUAAUUGUGAGUCCUGGAUUAUUUCCUGAGAGAAGGUGUUAACUCUAGCUGGUUGAAUGUUGCAAAGCAGUUGAGAACCAGGAUUUGAAAUGAUUUCUAUGGGGCCAGGAAAUCCUUAGGAUGAAUACUCUAAACAAAGUCAUCUAGCUAUGAAAAAUACACCUUUCACAACCUUUGUUAAAAAUCCAUGCUCAUCUGCAGUGUCAUCAUUUUGCAGAAAUUCUCACCUGAAUUUUUACUAUUUUAAAUUCUUAAAAAUAACCUGUAUCUGGGAUGUGCAGGCUUCCUCAGAAAAGGUUUAUAGUUAUUGGAGAAGUGUAUCAGAGGGUCUGCAUAUGAUGAUACUUGUAGAUAAGAUCUUUGGGCUUUUUCACUCAAAGAUCCCUAUAUUUCCUAAUAGGUAACAUUUUUUUUUUGUGAUUUUUGACUGGCCUAUUAUGCUGAAGUGACUUGGCUUCCUAAAACUUCUAAUCUACAGGUAUGUCACUUGAAGUUGGAAUUUUCCAAGUUUGUCGCAAUGAUUAAGAGCCAACUGGAUCAGCUGAAUGUUGAUGCCAUUGUUUUGGUGGGAAGGACUCAUUGCUGUUUAUGGAAUUCUUUACCAAAUGCUCUUUUUAUUUUUCUCAAAAAGUGCUAUCUUAGAGCUUUUAUUCAUAAAUAAUUUUAACCUUGACUUCUUCCUACCCACCAAAUACUGUGAAUUGUGUUUUUAUUAUUUUUCUGACUGUAUUCUUGGCUGUUUUAGCCCUAGACUUUCUAGAUUUUUGGUGGCAUUGCUAAUAACAAGUGUUGUACUGCUUGAGGGGAAAAAAGGUUGAAAUCAUUCUGCAGCAUCAUACUCUUUUAUCCUUGUUUAUGACAACAGAAUAGUGAAAUUAUUAAUUGUAUAUUAUUAAAGAAUAACAAUCAGAUGCUACUAUAAAAAUACUGGUCAUUUUCAUUUGGGGGAUAGUAAUAUGGCUAUGGCAGCUUUAAUGGAGAAGCCAGUGCUGACUUCUUUUCCUGGCACUAGGAAAUAUAGUCAUAAAGUUACUGAUAAGGCACAAGUUUCACGCAGAGCUUUUGGAAUUCAGUACCUCACCAGAAUUUCCAUUUGCCUAUUGUCUCGUCUUUUUUAUUUGUUUGGUUUUUUUUCUUUUCUUUUUUUUUUUCUUUUUGCCUCUCUUCUCCCUACUUCCUUCUCCAAGUAGCAUUGAUUUUCUGCUCAAGUUGGAAUUUGUGUUAAGAAUUGACUUAAUUUCUAAUAUGAUUUAGCAUUGAGAAUUUUGAUUGCUAUGUAAUGAUUAGUGUUCAUUUUUUCUUAAGUAAAAAUAAUGCAGGCUUAUAAAUGUCUCUUCCCCUCAACAAUGUGAAUUUAGCUCGAGUUCCAAAUGACUAAAUCUUAUUCCUAGUCAUAGUCAAUGAAAAAAAUCCUCUGACUAGAUCCUAUAGCCCUUAAGGAGUCAUUAGAAGUUACAAUAAAUCAGAUUUUCUAGUGGUGUGGAGAGAGAUACCCUUGUGGGAAACCCUUCCCUUGUAUGUCUUUUUCUGUUAGGUAGAACUAAAGUUACAGAUCUCGAACUAGGAAUCCCAAAUCAAAGCUUAAAAACACCAGAAUCAAGGGGAACUUCAGUUUAUCUUUCAUGUUAGAGGCAUUACUUGGAAGUAAAGUUUGCGAAUAGACUUUCACGUCCUCAACCACUGCCUGGCUUGAUUUAAAACAAUGUUACGUGGAUGUUAUCUGAGAGCUAUAGGAUCAAUGACAGAAACGGAGGGGGGGUGCGCAGCACAUAAUUUAGUAGGGAAGUAGACCAUUUGUAAGAUAUCACUUGUAAUUGUGAAAUAAUUUUUCUUUUUGUCUGUUGUUCGCUCCACCUUAAUGGACUAUUAAAAUUUGUGUGCAGUGUCUUAUUGUGCUUGUCUAUGCGACUUUCACUUGGAGAUAUUGAGCCUCAGAGAGGAAAAGGAGUAUUUACUAGAAAAGGAAAAGAGAACUUCUUUUUCUCACAGUUUUGAAGAUCCCCAAAUAUAAAUAAAAAAGAACGCUCUUCCUUUCUAACCCUAAAUUAAUUUUAUUAAUGCAGUGCUGGAAAGAAGACUUACUCAAAAGGGAUCAACUCUCAGUUAUUCUGAGUAGCCUUUGGAAAGGAGCAUUUCUUGGUUAGUUUCUUUUCUCAUCUCCCAAAUAACUUUGAGAUCUUGAAACAGAAAACCCAGUGUAAUGGGCCCAAGACCGUAAACUAGGUAAGCAGUUUCUUCUGUGUACAGCUAGUUCCUUGAUAAGGGUCCAGAGGGAAAACGAUCAGUAAAACAUUUUAACAUGCAUUUGUAGGCUCCCGCAGGACUUGCUUUUCCUUGAGUUUAAGCUCUCGCUGCAGCACAGCUCUGCACCAUGUGGGGCGCUGGCAUUCACAGCAGUGAGGCUGAGGGUCCGAGCUGUCUGCCACGCAGGUACCAGCCGGCCUUAGGAGACCAUCAUCUUCAGUUUCACUCAGUGCUUAGCUAAUGCCAAGUUAAUCAGCAGGAAGGAAAAACUGUUGAUACACUAAACAGGCCUGUGUGAAUGAUUGAAAGUUGCUCAAAUAGCCAAUUUUGAGCUUUAUCCCUCUCCUUUGUUAACAAAUCUCAAGAAAGCCUUUGUUCAGUUUAGCUAGUGUCAUUUGGUUGGUGUUUGUUUUCUAGCCCUUCAAAAUAGGGGGGAAAAAAAUGUCAUUUCAUGCUUAAUACCCCACACAGAAUUGUGUCCAUGUUUUAAAAUAAAUUAAUUAAACAUAAUGCCAAAGUUCUCUGUUUAUUCUGCUUGGCUGAGAAAUACAUGUGUUCUGGGCUUGGCAUUAGAAGUAUUUAGUAACUUUGAUUUCUUCUUCAGGUGCCUCCAUAUCUGUAAAGUGAUUAAUUAAAUUAGAGACUAUAUCUAGAAUAAGUCCAAUUCCAUUGCAGCUGGCAGAGUUUUCUGAAUUCAUUUUACAACAAAAUGAGUAGAGGAUCUUAUGCCGUCAGAUGUUUGCAAAUGCCUGUUUAGUGUAUUGCCUUCUAGUUGUUGUCUUUACCUUCUUGAGAUGAAAGUGUGGUGAGGACUGAGGACAGAGAUGUACAGCUUUACAUUUUUUUAAAUUGCCUACCUAAAGAAGUUCUACAGUACUUUUCACCUUUUAAAGGCUUAGCUUAAUUUUACAUACCAUACAUUAACUGUGCUUGUAAAAGUCCUGAAUACAAAGUUAUAAGACAUGCUAAAGUAGUUGCCUAUCCAACCCCAAAUUUGAUAGUAGGGUAUCAAAGUCCAAAAGUUUAAAUGUGAGUAGUCUGUGGGGCAGAUAAUAUAUUUUAAAAAGUCAUGUGCGUGGUCUGCUUUAUGAUUUUUUUUUUCUUCUUUCCCAGAAAUAUUUUUGUGACUGACUAGUUGUAAACUGUGUUCUCCCUCAAUUGUAAACCACCCAUUUGGAGGAAUAAAAGUGGACUUUCUUAAAUAUUACAUUUAGCUUGGCCAAAAGAUGCUGUGAUUGUGUUAUUUUGUAAGCCAGCUUGCUUUUUUGACUUGUGCGAAAUGUCUUUUGGAAUGUAUAAAUUAGAUAGUGUAGUAUUAAUUUUCCUUUAUUUCUUCAGUUCAAUUUAGAAAUUGCAAGAUAAUGUGACUUUUUUUAUGAGCAGUUUCCUUUGUGGACACACACACAGUUGACCUUUGAAUAAUACAGUUGACCUUUGAACUGCACAGGUCUACUUAUAUGUAGGUUUUUUUCCAACAAAUACUGUAAAUAUAUUUUCCUUAUGAUUUUUUAACAUUUUCAUUUCUCUAGUUUAUUGUAAGAACAUAGUAUAUUAUACAUAAAACAUACCAAAAUGUGUAUUAAUUAAUCAACUGCAUGUUUUUGGUAAGGCUCUGCUCAACAGUAGGCUGUCAGUAAUUUAAGUUUUGGGGGAGUCAAAAAUUAUACAUGGAUUUUCGACUGCAUGGGAGUCCAGAGCCGCUACCCGCCACGUUGUUCAAGGGUCAGCUAUAUACGUUUUUUCUUUGAAAGAGAUUUCUUCCCUGUUACAACUUCAAAAUCUAUGUACAGUUGAGUCUAUGGCCUCAGAAGAGCACAGGAAAACCACGGUGAGGAACUCCUUGUCUUGGUCUUUGUCUUGGUAACAACCUUUAUUCCAUCUUUCAAAAUGGUGUGUGUUAAAAUUUGUUUUUUAAGUCGACUCUUUUAGUUCUUUUUUAAAUUAGAAGUACUCAAUGGGCAGAAAUUAAGAUCCCUCCUGAUAGAGAUUCUCAGAAACAAAGUUGGACUGGAAAUUAGCUUGAGCAGGACGAUAGAGCUCCAUCCAAAGCCAGUAGGUUUGUUCUUUCCGCGUCUGCUUAUUACUGCUGUGGAGAGCACCUUUGUUACAGCAUCCCCUGGGCUGGAAACAUGGUGUUAGAGCGACCUGCUCAUUGGAAAGCUGGGAAGUGUUAAAUAUCUUUUAUGAAACUUUUAAAUAUCACUUAUUGAUGUUUGUGAUUAUAAAAAUGUUUAUAAUAGAAAUUUAGGAAAUAAGAUUGUAAAGAAGGAAAACCGCUAUAUAUUAACUGAUGAGACAUACUUGUUUUAUUUUCCUGACUUCCGUUACCAAACAUGGUAAAGGCCAGAAAAAAGGUUUAAGAAAAAAAUGGACACAAUCAUUCUCAUUCUUUUACCACAUGUGGAGGACUGGGAUGCGAGCAUGUGUGCCCACCCUUACAUUCCUUUGAGCAUUGCCCUUUUCUAGACAGUCUGGAAAUAAUUCUGUUGAUAUGUACCUUUUAAGACUGAAUUAUGGAUGUAAGAUAUUACCCAGAAGCUGUUGGGAGCUGCCUUAUUGAGACCAUUGGAAAUUUCAUCUCAAAGACUCAUGUUAAUGAGUAAUCUCUUUAUGCACCAUUAUGCCCAUUUGGAGCAUAUCCAUACCCAUGAAGAGCUUUUUGUUGAGAUGUAUCUUUUCAAUAUGACCAUAAUUAAACCCACACCCAAAAAAGAUGAGGUACUUUUGAAAGGCCAAAGGAAAAGCAGAGCAAAGCAAAGCAAAAGGAAGAUAAGCAAAAUAAACACAAAUGUAAACAAGAAGUCCUUGAAACAAGAGUCCCCCUAAUCAAGCGUAAGCAAAUGUGUCUUCAAAAAAUGUUUCUGUGCUCACCAGCCAACAUUCAGAAGUUUUGGGUUUCAUUUGAGACUCCUCCGUGGGAGAACGAGGUAACUGCAGCCUGUCAGGGUUCUACUCUUGUUCACCCUCUUCUGUGACAAUGCAGGGGCGUAAGGCUGUAUCCUGAGGUACCUACAUCAGGAUGGAAAUCAUGGGGGAACUCGGGAACAGCAGACAUCAGCUAGUUAUAGCUUUUUAACACAAGUGCUUCGGGGCAUUAGUUCUUUUCUAAUAUUGUUCCAAGUCAUUGUUGAGCUAUGUUGAGUGUUCUGCAAUCUUCCCCAUUCCCGUCAUGAUCCUCUAGCUUCGCUUACUUUUGCUCAGUCUGUGUGGACAUUGUAGGGUUUGUUUGUUUAGUACAAGUAAUCUGAUCCCAGGUUUGAUGAAUGUGUUAUCAACAAACACUGCUUUGUGAGCAGUGAUCUGCUGAACAAUUGCAAUUGUAGAAUUGUUGUAUGUAAUGUACAUAUGGAGAAAGAAUGUAUUUUGUUCAUUUUCUU